AUGCAGGAUGCCGAUAUCCCCCUCUAUCUACACGCAGAAUUUCUACCAAACAUCCGCCAGAUAACUCUUUACGUGUCACUUCCCGAGACCACACAAUUUGACGGAAUUCGACCAGAUAUCCAACUUUCAGAAUCAAGAAAAGCAGUCACAGUCUCCCUACCAGAACCAUUUAAACAUGUCACAGAAACAAUCAAACUGCCCGCACGCGUUAGCGAUGCGUCCCGGCGCGUGUUGGAGACACCCACUGGGCCAGCACCAAAAUCGGAACCCAGUGAUACCAGGGAUCCCAGUCGCACCAGGAAUUCCAGUGGCACCGGGCAUCCCAGUGGCACCAGGGAUUCCAGUAGCACCAACUAUCCCGGUGGCACCAAGGACCCCAGCCACGAUUAUUCCUUCCGCAUGCAGGUCGAUCCUAACGACGAGGCGCUGGCGCCACGGGAUGAACUAAUCGAUGAAUUUACACCCUGGACAGCAGAUGAAAUGUCGUCUUCGACUCGUAUUCGUUGUCGAGAGUGUGCACAAGCUUUUCUUGAUUCCUCGCUAAUAUCCGGGUCGGUUAAUCAGGGCACAGGCGAAAGCUCUACCCCGGGAUGGGUCUGGAAAGACCUUCCAAGUGGCAACUGGGCUGAAAUGAUGGAUUUCUGGCACUGCCACAAACCUGACCCCCAUGAAGACCACGAGAAAGAGGAGAAAGACACUGCGCUCGAGAUUGAGGACCAAACCGCACAGACUAAAGGGUAUGGUGCGGAUAGCCACGUUGUGGCUGUUUCUGGGACGGUCUUUGUUGAUGUUGCUACUUUCCUUCUUGCUGAAACAGACUGCAUAGGAUUGAGAAAGGGCAAUGACGAAGAGCAAACAGCGAACAUUAAAGUCUCACCACAACGAACCCUCGACUGCACAAACUGCAAUUCCAUAAUCGGCAUGGAAGAUCCAACCGCCAAGGGAUGGCGACUUCUGAAAGCCAACGUAUCCCUGAACACAAAUUCAUCCAGCGACGCAGACAUUACAAAGUGGGAAGUCCACCCGACAGAAACAAUCGUUGCAGCACAGCUCCUCGAAUUGAUCGAGAGAGAAAGCGCCCGACGAUUCGUCGUUCAUUGUGGCCAGAAGAGCGGUCUCGUGCUUUGGGUCUUCAACCCAGACAUGCGAUACUCCAAUUCCAGCGCAGGCCAUAGUAUCAUGGCCCAGCAAGCGAUGAAGGUGUUCUACCAAGAGACUCCUGAUGUGGAUGAGCUACUUCAUCCGGAAAUCGGGAAUCCUUCGCCGUUGUCCGUGGAAGAGUUGGAGUUGCCGUCUAUGAUCUUUGAAGCGAUGGCGCAGGCGUUGACUAGGAGUAACGAGAUGCUCCCGCUUUCUGCUAGGCGGUUUAACGAGUGGCAUGUCGGGCUUUUGAGUCGGUUCAGGCGCGAAAAGGUUUGA
Penicillium psychrosexuale is the source of this 1419-nucleotide messenger RNA. RefSeq names its product HECT-type E3 ubiquitin transferase. The record is from RefSeq and is a predicted model, not a curated record. Bases 1 to 1419 code for a protein of 472 amino acids. Gene Ontology annotation, cellular component: ubiquitin ligase complex; cytosol; nucleus. Lineage: Eukaryota; Fungi; Ascomycota; Eurotiomycetes; Eurotiales; Aspergillaceae. Gene Ontology annotation, biological process: protein monoubiquitination; proteasome-mediated ubiquitin-dependent protein catabolic process; protein autoubiquitination. The transcript has 3 exons. Gene Ontology annotation, molecular function: cyclin binding; ubiquitin conjugating enzyme binding; ubiquitin protein ligase activity.